This is a messenger RNA of Cyclocybe aegerita, 2169 nucleotides long. Lineage: Eukaryota; Fungi; Basidiomycota; Agaricomycetes; Agaricales; Hemipholiotaceae. The record is from the annotation of a GenBank genome assembly.
AUGUCUAUUUCAAAGAGCACAACCCCUACCCCUGUUGCCAACGGUGACACUCAUGAAUCCCUUACGGCCUCACUCAAACAGGAAACUGAUCAGAAGGAACAGCUUCUUGUACAACUGCAGGACAAGGAGCAACUGGUCUCCACCUAUGCCACGGAGAACAGCAAUCUUACUUUGGCUCUAUCUGCCGCAGAAACCCGACUGAAUGAGCUUUAUGCUGAGCAGUCACGUUGGGAGUUGGAGCUCGCUCAACGUAUUGACAUAUCCGACAAGCUGCGAGAACAGGUGCGCGAGCUCGAGAAGGAGAAACGAGAUGUACAGCGCAGGUACAAUGAACAAACUGCAACGUUCGAAGCAGAGAGGCAAGCGUUUUACGACAACGAGCAGCACCUCAAAUCACGUAUACAGUCCCUCACGCAAGCUCGAAAGCGCGUAGAGUCGAACGCAGCUCCCACUGAACUUGAGCCAGAGUAUGAUACUGUCGAGGAAGAUGUUCCCUCAUCCCCUCAGCGCAGCGAAGCUCAUGCAACCACCGUCCUGCAAGAUUUCAACGACCCGGAGAGCGAACCCGCUGAAAUGACUUCUCUACGGUUGGAGCUUUCCACUUUGUCGACGUCCUAUUCGUCUCUUCAAAGCACUCUCAUAUUGAUGCAAACCCAGUUGGUUGAUCUAAAGAGGGUGAAUCAAGAGUUACAGGAGGAGAACGAGAGCUACAUGAUUUUGCUCAGGGAAAAGACUCUGAGCGGUCAGUUCGACCUCUUGAAGCAAGUCGGGACUAGUGGGGCAAGUAGUGAAGACGAUACCACCAGCGACGACGAACAGGGAGGCACUGAUGUUGAUAGUAUGCGCAGUCGCGGACGGAGCACCCUGGACAGUGUCGAGGAAGAAUCGCCAGAUCUCCUCAAUACACAGCUGCCUGGCGACCUGUCUGACUCUGAGGCACCGCAACCCUCGCGAGGUGGCCGUCGUCAUGGCGGAUCAGAACGCAAACGCACCUCCUCCUCGCAUGCACCACGUGGCGAGUCACUGGCAGGCUUGCCUAUCACUGGACCUGGCCUUGACCUGGCCGCUGAACUUGGACGCGCUGAAAAUAAAGACAUCCUCGCCGGAGAUUCUUUGGACGACCGCGAUCGCUCAGCUCCUGUUGGAAAGAGCAAACGCAGCAAGAAAGGUUCCGAUGGGACCAAGAUAUCCCAAGCAGACACCGCUGGUGUGGACACUGCCGAUAUUGACGCGUUGCGGACAGAAGUCAAGUCGCUCAAGGACGCAAACAAGGCCCUUUCGUUGUACGCUUCCAAGAUCAUCGACCGCAUUAUUGCACAAGAAGGCUUCGAGCACGUCUUGGCCGUGGAUUAUGACAAAGAACCGAAGACACCUCAGACAGCUAUUCCUAACAUGAACCCGUCCAAAUCACUGCCCUCCGGUCAGUCGAGAGUUAGACCUCAAUCCGUCAACUUUGGCCGCUCCUCGUCCAACCCAGGGACAACCUUCGAUGCCAAACUGUCUUCUCCACCGAAAACCGCCGGCCUGAAAGCUAAUCGUCGGUCACUCUCCUUCGAUUGGAAGACUUUCUCCCUCUUCAACAACGCUCCUCCGGAGAAGAAGCCUGAACCACCUUCUAAUCUGCGUCCAUUGACUCUGAAACCAGGAGCUCUGCCCGUAACGGGAGCCCGCAAGCUAGACAACAUCGAAGACGAGGAAGAUAGAAAGGAAAGAGAACGGCUCCACGCCACCAUGAAACUUAUGGGCAUCCAGCCACCAGCAUCACCUAUGGCGUCUCCCGUGAUUCCUACUCCUGCCCCCAUGGAAAGAUCUGCUAGCACGCCCGACGCUCCGACGGCCAAGAACAACCGCCGCUUCUCACUGUUCGGGUCGAGGACACCAAUCGAAACCUCUGAUGCCUCGUCGGUCCAUUCAACGUCGUCAGUUGGCCGAUUCAAUCAGAACCCUCACGGCUUGACAGAAGAGGCUCUCGAACAGGCCCAGGCUGAGCAAUCGCUCGCGGUCCUGGACGCCCGCGAGCGGGAGAUAAGUGCCGAAAUCGCUAAAGGAUCAAGUGGUGGGUUCACGGAGAUCGCACGCAGGUCCAGCAGAAGGGGCAGAAAGAGCGCUGGAGGCAGCAGUGGCAGCACAGUUUGGAGCGCUGGCAUGAGCGGUGCCGGAGACGACUGA